AUGCCGUUGCAGGCGCGCGGCUCGAAGGUAGAGCGCAAAGCGACAGACAACCUCCUCUCACCCAUCGCAUACGACGACGAUGCAUCCUCCAUCCACUCCCGAAGCGACCAAGACAGCGAUAGCGACGAUGAUCAACUUCAGCUUCGAGCGCGGAACAGCCAUGAGCUUCGGAAUGCUGACAGGCUCGUUCUGAUGGAGGAGGAGGAGACUGACAAGCUCGUCACCGAUACGCGGAAGAAGGAAGAGAAACGACGAAGGGGCUCGGGACUCAACGUCCCAAACCCGUUGAGCUUGCUUGGCCGUCGAGGAAGCAUGACUUCGCCCUUCUCUCCCUCGCCCUUGUCCCCCAACAGCUCGACCGCGGAUCUGCUGGCAGAGAAACGGAAGCGUCGAAAGGCCCGUCGGAAGGCCAAGAAGGACAGACUUAUCGAGGCAGCCAGCCAUGGCGAAGACGGGCAUCUGAUGUACGAGAUCGAGGAAGGUGGCCUCAAGGAGGGCAGUUCUACUGGUGAGAGCAGUGACCGGGAUGACAGCGACGAUAUGGCCGGUAUGAUGUCGCAUGAGAAAUUCAGACGACCGCACAUGAGUUGGUCGAGAUGGAUAUUCAUUCAUGGCUCGAUUGCGGCUGGCUUCAUAAUUCUUGCCCUUCUUGCGUGGAAUCUAUCAAAGCGUGCGCCGCCAGGACCUCCCGUUGCACUAUUCGUGAACAAGGAUCAUCUUGUUAGCAAUGGAACCGCGCUCUUUGCGCCUACAACAAUUAUCAUUAGUCUUGACGGUUUCAGAGCGGAUUUCUUACAACGGGGGAUCACACCGAGACUCAACGCAUUCGUCAAAGAAGGAGUGUCGCCCAAGUACAUGCUUCCGUCGUUCCCUUCCGUCACAUUCCCUAACCAUUAUACUCUCGCGACUGGUCUCUACCCUGAGAGCCACGGGAUUGUGGGCAAUACCUUUUGGGACCCUGAUCUGAAGGAGGAGUUUUAUUAUACACAUCCGAGCCAAAGUCUGGACCCGAAGUGGUGGGGCGGAGAGGCCUUUUGGACAACAGCUGAGCAACAGGGCGCCCGUGCUGCCAUUCACAUGUGGCCUGGAAGUGAGGCACACGUAAUGCAUGCCAAGCCGAGCUUCAUUGACAAGUACAAUGGUCAAGAGCUUCUCGGAAAUAAAGUAUCCAGAAUCAUGGAAUAUCUGGACAUGCCUGGCAAGGAUGACAAGACGGCUCGGGUUGAAGACACAAGGCCCCAGCUGAUUGCAGCAUACGUGCCCAACGUGGAUGCCUAUGGCCACCGCUACGGUCCAAAUAGCACGGAGAUUCUUGAAGCCAUUUCAGGCGUUGACAACAUGCUUGACGGUAUUUUCAAGGGUCUCGAACAACGAAAUCUGACACACAUUGUCAACGUCAUGGUUGUGUCGGACCAUGGCAUGGCAACCACGGACACGUCACGAGUGCUGCAGUUGGAGGAUCUCGUUGGGCCUAUUGAGAUUGAACAUACCGAUGGGUGGCCCCUGGUCGGCCUCCGACCUAAAAACCCCAGUGACGAAGAACAGCUCUAUGCGCAGCUCAAGAAAAAGGCAGUUGGUGCGCCUUUCGAAGUGUAUUCCCGGGAUAAGGAUAUGCCUGAGCGAUAUCACUUUUCUAAGAACCAUCGCAUUGCACCCGUGUGGAUUAUCCCCGAGACUGGGUGGGCUAUUGUGCACAAGAAGGAGUUCAACGUUGCAGAAGCUAAGGCGAAGGGGCUCGCUUACCAACCCCAUGGUCUGCACGGCUACGACCACGAGCAUCCUCUGAUGCGAGCAAUCUUUAUCGCCCGUGGUCCUGCAUUCCCCCACCCCUCGAAUAGCGAGAUUGAAGUAUUCCAAAACAUUGAAGUCUACAACAUGCUGUGCGAUUCGUUGGGCCUCGAACCUGCGCCCAACAAUGGAACACUACGGUUGCCUUUGAAAACUGUUGGCAUUCACAAGCCCGAGGACACGCCCGAGGUGCCCCAAGACCCAGUCACGACCACCAAGGCUCCUGAGAAGCCAACAACCUCGGCGAAGCCACAGCCAACAACUACAACGGCGUCAGGCAGCAAGGAGGAUUCGGAGAAGCCAGAUCAUCCCGGAGAGGGAGGAGGCGACAAGCCGUCGCAUGAUGAUGGUGGAGACAAGGGUGAGGGGGAUGAGGAAUCUGGCGGGAACGGGUUAUGGUCCUGGAUAAAGCACAAGGUGGGAAGUAUCUGGCAUAAAAUCACGGGAUCUGGCUAG
This is a messenger RNA of Clonostachys rhizophaga, 2244 nucleotides long. NCBI's taxonomy places the organism in Eukaryota, Fungi, Ascomycota, Sordariomycetes, Hypocreales, Bionectriaceae. The record is from the annotation of a GenBank genome assembly.